AGAUGGCGGUGUUGGUAACCUUUAAACUCCAUUAUUCGCUGAUGUUUUCUGUUCCUUGCCUGUCAUUGACAUUUCCGUAUUACUCUUAAACAACUGCGGAUUUAUACAAAUACAGCUUACAAGUGUUUAAAUACAUGAGGGAAUAUAGCUCACAAUGAAUACGGCGUUAAAGCACUGGAAAGAAGCUGCGACAGUCAUUUUAGCAGCGGGGACGAGACGAAGGCCUGUCGUGAACAAUUUGAAAGACAAAGCGUCCUUUGGAGGUGUAGAAAACAAUUCAAAACAAAUGUGGCCACAUAGGUCAGAAUUCGAUUAUGAAGUGCUGCUUUUAAAGCGAAGUGGGAAGAGUGGAUUUAUGCCCAAUGCAUAUGUCUUCCCGGGUGGAUUAGUUGAUUCUUCAGAUUUUUCUAGCGACUGGCUCCAAGUUUUUAAAUCGUUUCGCAACUCGUCACAUUUUGGUUUGGGGGUUGUUAAACAGCCGCAUGAAACUAGACCGCCCAUAUUUGCAACCGAUAGAGCAAAGCUGGGCUCUCCUAUACCCGGACAAGUAGCGUUUCGGAUUUGUGCUGUUAGGGAAACUUUUGAGGAAUCGGGUAUCCUUUUGGUUGUUCCACAGAAAGCGGAUGAAACUCAGCAUCAGCCGCCAACAUUAGCUCCGAUAGUUCAUAAGUAUGAUAAACACGAGCUAAAUAAAUGGAGGUCAUUGGUGCUGAAGAAUCCGGUCAAUUUCAUCGACAUGUGUAAAGAAUUAGAAUGCAUGCCCAACAUCUGGGCAAUGCACGAGUGGGGAAACUGGCUCACCCCAACCGGUGUGUAUGGUGAAAAACGGAGGUACGACACUGCCUUUUUCAUUUGCUGUUUGCAAGAGGUCCCUCAAACCAUGCAAGAUGAAAAGGAAAUUAUACAUUUUAAGUGGUCGACUCCAUCAGAGAUCCUGCAGAGCUACGAGUCCCAGGAGAUGUGGAUCGCACCACCUCAGUUCUAUGAGCUGAGCAGGAUGUGCCACUUCCCUUUGCUGCAUGAUCUGAAUCAUUUCUCCAGAGAGCGUGCGUUAGAAGGGUGUGAACCAUGGCUGCCAGUCCGCCUAGUGUCAUCUGAUGGUUACAUGUUACUGCUACCAGGGGAUGAGUUGUAUCCAGACAACCCAGACUGGAUGGGUGAGAACCAAGUUAACAUGACCACAGAAAAGUCUUUGGAAGAACUGCCAGCUACUGCACUUCAUCGAAUAGAGUUUCACAGCUUGUAUGAUGCCACUGUCAACGUGAAUAUCAAACCCAGAUACAACCAUCGGAACCCAAUUAGUAAAGUUUCAGACAACCCUGUUAUUAAAGAUAACAGUAAGCUUUAAGAUUGUAUUAGAAUUCCUAUACUGCUUUGAUGCCAGGUCUCGAAACUUGACUUGAAAAAGACUAUGAACAACUUGGUGCCUUUAAUCUAACAGCAAUUUAUGUUUAAGUUGAAUUAGUUAAAAUACAGAACAAUUAAAUUGUGACCAUUUGUACUGAUACAGAGGUUGGAUAAUACAUAGAAACACUAGCUAUAACACUGUCAGUAGUGUGUAGAGCCUCCACGGACAGCAUUCCUUUGUGCUUACAAGGUGAUUCAGUUAUUCUGAAAGGUUAGGUGACCAAUCCUCGAUGAUUACAGUCACUAAAUCUAUUACUUUUGAAACUGGUACACGUGAAAUAUCCAUACUGUUUGCAGUCUGGGAUAAAAAAUGCAAUCAAAGCUCUACUAUAAGUCUUGUCACAGUUGGCCAGAUCUGCUGUCUUGCCCAUUGUGACUGAAACAGGCUUGCAACAGGGAGAUGCAGCUUUUAUAUAUUACAGCAGUGUCAGGGAUGGCAUGUAUAUUAUUAGUAUAAUGUAAGGGACAAAUCGUUUACACAGACGUUUUAAUUUGUUUUAUCCUAGCUGACAAAGUGGCAAUUCUUUAAUAUUUUCACUGUCUUUUUUUUUUACUUAAAAAUAUGUUUGUUUUUAAUAAGCUACAAACUCAGUGAAAGAGUUUUAACAUUUAAAAAACAAAGACUAUACAUUAAAUUAUUUAAUACAUUCAUGGUUCAUGCUUUACAUUCAUUUAUGCUGGAGAGAGGGCGAUGUGUACAUUGUGUGUUACCUGUAACUGAUUACAUGAUAUAGAGCCUGCAUUAUUUAUAUGUGCAUUCUUCAAUUGAGCUAGGUGGCUUAGUGGGCUAAUUUAGUAGUAUAUUCUGCCUGUCGCCUCUAGAGACCUGGGUUUCAGUCCUCAUGUCACAAGAGAAAUUAGUUUGGUCUCAAUAUGUAUGUUAGUCUACAUCAGAAAAACACCAACAUGUUCCUGUAACUGUGUGUUAAGAUCAAAACAUAAAAGUAAUGUAACAACAAAAAAUAAAACAAUUUGUUAAAUCAAAAA
Molecule: messenger RNA, 2394 nt
Organism: Acipenser ruthenus (sterlet)
Lineage: Eukaryota; Metazoa; Chordata; Actinopteri; Acipenseriformes; Acipenseridae
Gene: nudt19
Product: nudix (nucleoside diphosphate linked moiety X)-type motif 19
Exons: 3
Coding region: 155-1348 (397 amino acids)
Cellular component (GO): mitochondrion
Molecular function (GO): hydrolase activity, acting on acid anhydrides, in phosphorus-containing anhydrides
Source: RefSeq, a predicted model, not a curated record